Molecule: messenger RNA, 4645 nt
Organism: Antechinus flavipes (yellow-footed antechinus)
Lineage: Eukaryota; Metazoa; Chordata; Mammalia; Dasyuromorphia; Dasyuridae
Product: tyrosine-protein phosphatase non-receptor type substrate 1-like
Exons: 9
Coding region: 475-1989 (504 amino acids)
Cellular component (GO): plasma membrane
Source: RefSeq, a predicted model, not a curated record
CUCUCAGUCUCUCGCUCGCUCUCUCUGCCUCUUUCCCUUCUUCCUCUCUUUUCUCUCUUCCCCUCUCCUCUUUCUUCUUCUUUCCUUCCUUUGCCGCUGUCUCUCUCCUCUCUCAUGUCUAGGUCUUCCCUCCCUUGCUCCCAAGUUACCUCCCCUUUCUUCAGCUCUGGGUCUGUCUGGCUGGCUGACUCGGUCUCUCCCUCUCUCCUCCCUCUUUCUCCCUCCUCCUUUUCUCCCCCUCUCCAUUCUUUCUCUCCUUCCUUCCCUAUCUCCUCUCCUUUUUUGUCUCUCGCCCCCAUCUUCUCUUCCCCUCAUCCUUACUCCCUCCAUCCUCUCUCUCCCCCCCAUCUUUCCUUCUCCCUCUUCCCCCUUUUCUCCUUUAACCCUCCUUUCCCCUUUUCUCCCCCUCGCACAUGAGGGCUUCUCAAAAAUAACCGCGGCGUGGCAUCUCUCUUGCUGCGCCAGCAGAGCCCCAUGGAGCCUGCCCGCGGCUCUCGCCGGCUCCGCUCCUGGUCCCUGCUCUUCCUGCUCCUGGCAGCGUCCCAUAGCUGGUCAGGAGUGCGAGGUCAGGAGGAGCUUCAGGUGCUGCAGCCCAAAGACCACGUGUCCGUGGCCGAGGGUGAGACCGUGGUACUGAACUGCACGGUGCCUGGGAUACCUCCUCCGGGGCCGGUGAGGUGGUUCAAGGGAAAGGAGCCCCAGAGGCAGGAGAUCUACAAUUUCAAAGGAGGCUCCCACCCGCGGAUUAAGCCAGUUGCCUUGCGCUCCAGCAACUCGGACUUCUCCAUCAGCAUCAGCCACAUCACUCCAGAGGACUCGGGCACCUAUUACUGCGUGAAGUUCAAAAGAAAUUUCCAGGAUCCUGACACAGAGCUUAAAUCCGGAGAGGGCACCAUGCUCUCUGUGACGGCCAAACCUUCUGUACCUAUGGUGUCUGGCCCCCAGGAGAGAGUAAACGUUGAGCACUUGGAGAAUUUCACCUGCAAUUCAACCGGCUUCUCUCCCAAAACUAUCACCCUGAAAUGGUUUAAAAAUGGGAAUGAGAUCCCUGCCCGACGGAUCAAGGUUUUCCCCGAGGGGGAUAGUGUCUCCUACAACAUUACCAGCGAUGUGCAGGUGAAACUAGAAGCUAGCGACGUCCACUCCGAGGUCAUCUGUGAAGUGAAUCACAGCACGCUGCAAACUCCUCUUCGAGGAACAAAGAAUUUGUCAGACAUUAUCCGAGUUGUACCUAAAGUGAACAUUUCUUCUCAACCACUUUCCUUGAACGGCACCAAUGUCACCUGUCAGGUGAAGAAUUUCUACCCCCAAAAUGUGAGUGUCAUCUGGCUAGAGAAUGGCACCGAGCUUGAGAAAGGCAAGACCUCUGAGCCCACAAAGAACAAAGACGGCACCUACAGCCUCAACAUCUCACUCCUGGUCAACACAUCCGGACAAAAGGAAGCCCAGGAGAUCACCUGCCAGGUGCUGCACGACUCCCAGCUUCCCAUCAAUGCCAGUAAAACGUUCAGAGCCCCAGCCCCUUCUGGGACCAUGGACAAAAAGGAGUCAGAGCCUGGAUCCCAAAACAUCUUUAUUGCAGUGGGUAUAGUGUGUAUUUUGCUGGCAGCUCUGCUGAUUGCCACCAUCUACCUCAUCCGAGCCAAACAGAAAAAAGCAAAAGGUUCGACUUCUUCUACAAGAUUACAUGAGCCGGAAAAAAAUGCCCGAGACCUAAGCCAGAUCCAGGAGGCAAAUGAUAUCAACAAUGACAUUACCUAUGCAGAUCUGAACCUGCCCAGAGGGAAGAAGAGCGCUCCGCGGCCGGUGGAGACCAACAGCCAGACUGAGUACGCCAGCAUCCAGACGGGCCCGUCCCCCCAGCGGGAGGACACCCUCACCUACGCAGACCUGGACAUGGUCCACCUGAAUCGAUCGUCCAAGAAGCCCACGACCAGGCCCGAAGAGUCAUAUUCAGAGUACGCCAGUGUCCAAGUCCAAAGGAAGUGAACGCCGCUUCUGGGUUGCUGGUUUCCCGCGGCGGCGGAAGAUCGGGAGGCUCUUGCUGGGCUCUCCGAAGUUGGCGGCAUCGUCCCCCGGGAAGUGCGGUGGAAGUGCCCGCCAAUCUCUGCUCGCCGCGAAGGCUGCGUCCUUUGGGACCCAUCGAUGAGGGGGAGGACGGCCCCCACUGCUCUCCACCGCGCGCUAACUCGCGAGCUUGGUGUGCACUUCCACCGAGGAACCAAGGGCUUUGGGGCAAGCUACGUUUCUAACAUUCCCAAAUGCGGAGGGUGACAUUGCAAACUAGGGUCGAGCAAAGGAACAAAAAUCUGGGGAAUUGCUGCCUCUCCCCGCUGUGGUGACUUCCUAAUGGCCUGGGGGCACAAGUUCCCUUCCUGCCCGGCCCAGCUUGUCCUGCUGGGCCCGGGACAUGCUCUUUAGACAGAUCACCUUCAUGGCUUUUCAGUAACACAGUCACUGACUCCAGUGUCCCCUCAGCUAUGUUCUUCCAGGGCAAAAUAUGAAGGAAAAGCCUACUCUUUCUUCCCCCAACCUACCUGCGACUGCAAGGCUCUAGGAGAAAAUUCUCCAGAUGCUAGAAUCCUAUCUGCAGAGAGGCUGGAGAGACAACUAUCUGGGUGACCUGUUCGGAGGGACUUGGCUAGGGGUGAUAGUCAGGCUUCUCUGCUCCCCUACUCCCAUCCCAGCACAGACUUGGAGAGGUAGACCUUCAGAGGGACUCAGAACACCUACUUACACCAAGGGUCGCUUGGGACUUGACUCUCCCCUGGACAACCCUCCCCCAAACUCAGUUGUCCCAGCUGUAACUCCAUACAGACACACCUCUCAUUUCUAGACCUGAAUUUUGCUUCCAGCCCACACUAACACAGCAAUGUCUCGCUGCUGUUUACUCCUGUAAAUUAUUAAGAAAUGUGAAAUGUGCAAUCUUGAAACCAAGGUGUUAGAAAAUUUGAUCUGUGGUUUUUUUUUUCCUUUUAAGCAUUAUAUUGGCUCUUUGUCAUGUGUUAAAGUCCUGUGUUGCACAUGGUCGAGUAUUACAGGGUGUAGGAAGGUUUAUCCUUUGCUGUUCAGGUUGAGUUUUCUUGAAGCAGAAACAGAAUUCUAUACAGUUACCAGAAGAUUAUUGGGCAGAUAGCCACAGUCCAGCUAUUCCUUGGGGGCUAUCUGAAUGUGAUUAAAUUGGUGAAAAUGACUUUAGUGGGACGGAGCAAGUGCCCUAUGGCUGAUAGUUCUGCUAACCUUAGCCUUUACCAUAAGCAGAGCUACUGAGACAACAUCUUCAGCAAUUGGGGGAUGGGGAGUGGGAGCAUUGUGUGUGAGCUAGUGCAUAGCCUGCCUGAAAAUGCCCAAACCAAGAUCCCACCCAGCUCCCACACUAACUUACUACAUGGCCCUCAAAGAGUCCCUUAGCCUGGUGCCUCAGUUUCUCCACCUGUAAAAUGAAAUGAGAAGAUUUGCUACCAAACUCUAUCAAGCACUUUAUGAUUCUGGAGUCCAGGUGAAUUAUAUCCUUCUGGCAGGAGCAGCUAAAGAGCCAGCCCCACCUGUCUUCUCCGGGACAUCCCCUGCUGUUUCCGCCGGACAGCCCGAGAAGCGGAGUCACUGGAGGUCAUUGAAGCCAGUCUCGGCUCCUCCCUCAUCCUCCGUCUCCAAAGCUGUGGCGUGGGCUAAUGGCUUCUCCUGCUUUUCCAGCAGUGACACCAAUUACCAUCCUGUCAUUCAGACUGUGAAACAGAUCUUCUAGAUGGAAGGCUGAUGGGGUGAGGGGCCGCGGAGCCAGGAAUCCAGGGAGAGCAGACGUUGCAUGACCUGUUUGGACUGUGCUGACACAUUAACUGUUCACUCUUUUUCCAGCUAAAUGCAAAUUUCCUCAUUCUCCCAGGGUUCAAGAACUCUGCCCAGAAUUCUUGGCUAGGUGAGUCAGAAACAAAAGCAGUGGCCUAAGGAGAGCUUGAGCCCGGAGCGAGACCGUUCUCGGAACGUUUUCUGUCCUGGGCACUAACAAGGUGGUUGGGGGGCAAGGCUGGGUUCCCGGCCCAAGCCUCGUGCUGCCUGGCGCGUGAAGAAGUCAAGAAAGUGUCUGAUGAAAUGCAGGCGCCGCUGUAAUUGUUGCUGCAGUCGGUGUCCUCUGUGGGGUUUGUUUUAACCAGCCACCAGCCAGGAACAUCUGUGAAAUCAUCCCUCGUCCCACAUAGGCCCUUCCGGAACCCGAAACCGUUGGCUCGCAAACUGCCUCCCUCAUCCCCAUGUAGCUUCCUUCAGUGGAAACACCGUAGUUUUUGAGAACAUUCUCAAACUCUCUUGUUCUCUUGGUGCCAUCAUUUUUGUGUGUGUGUCUUUUAUCGGGGCAAGGGGUGGUAUUGGGGGGAGGGAAGGAUGGAAAACGCCAAAGGCAAGCAGGGAACGUUAGCUGCAGCUCAGCUUCUUUGAGAGAGAUCUGUGCGGAGACAGUAUGAUGGCACUUAGGUGAGGAAGAAAUAGAAAUCUGAGAAGAAAUGUAGUGUCCAGGCUUUCUUUGAAAAACACCGGAAAGGAGCCAGGCCCCGAUUUGUAUAUACUUGCUUCUUAAACUUUUUUGGCUUGCAAAAUAUUUUUGUAAUAAAGAUUUCCGGGAAAUAAUAAUUUGAAAAGUUGAAAAAAAUCA